Messenger RNA from Salvelinus fontinalis (brook trout), 7153 nucleotides. RefSeq names its product FA complementation group C (gene fancc). Gene Ontology annotation, biological process: cellular response to oxidative stress; interstrand cross-link repair; nucleotide-excision repair. The transcript is spliced from 17 exons. NCBI's taxonomy places the organism in Eukaryota, Metazoa, Chordata, Actinopteri, Salmoniformes, Salmonidae. The record is from RefSeq and is a predicted model, not a curated record. Gene Ontology annotation, cellular component: Fanconi anaemia nuclear complex. Bases 227 to 1963 code for a protein of 578 amino acids.
ACCUCAGCCAAUGGGAUUCGGACAUAUCCGGCUUCGCAGCAGAGGGAAGUUCACUGUUGUCACUUUACAAAGGAGAACGUUUUCUGAUAGUGAAUUUGAACACAACAUACAGUAGGGUUCGAUGAGAGACAAGGAAGAGAUGGAGAGAGUUUCGGUCUAAGACGGCCCAGCACUUCCCUCCUUGCUACCCUGCUCUGCAACAGGCUGCCCCAGCCCCAAUAGCACCAUGUCCCAGGCCCAGACGGGAUCCAUGGCUGGCCUAACGCCCCAGGAGGUAGCCUUCUGGUUAGGAAAGGCAGUGGAGUGGGGCCAGACUGAGAGCCCAGACACCCAGAGAGACACCUGCCUCCACCUGGGCCCUCUCAGGGCCUUCCUCCAGCUCCUCCUUACACACAUACACACACGGAGCUCCACCACAGAGACCAUGAGGACUAUUCCCUUCGUAGGCCAGUUCCUCGGCCGCCUCUGCUGGAACCCCUAUGUCACUGCGGAUGCUGAGAGCCGCUCGCGCCUGCUCCAGAGUCUGUGGAGUCUAUAUUCAGAGAAACCUCACAACGCUGUCGAGAGGAAGGCCAACCAGUGGAUACGGAAUUUGUUAUGUCAGCUUGCUACAGAAGAAGAGGACAGUACAACACAUAUGUUAGUGAAACAUAUGGGCCUGCCACCAAAGGAAUACAAUCUAAAGGUUCUAAGAAAGAUGGUGUGGUUGCUAGUGGAGGAGGUUGGGGAGAGCUGCAGCAGUUUGGCUGACCGUAACCCGAGGUGUUCGUGUGACAGCGUUCUUGCUGCAUCAGUGGCAUGUGUCCCCCUGGUCACAUGUCCUGAGACUGCUCCUCUCAUUGGUGCGUUGCUGCAGCGGCCGGUGACCUGCGAUAAGGCAGCCCUCAGCCAGGACUUCCUGGAUGCUGUAAGCUCCGCCUACUCCAGAAAGUGUGUGUCUCUGGAGGCCCAGGCAGUGGUGUCUCUGUGGUGCCAUAACCUGGCCAGCCUAGAGGGGGCAGUAGUGUCUCUACUGGACUCUGUGCUCUCCAACCCAGCCUCCAUACCGCACAACCUAGAGAACACCAUCACUCACUCACUACUGCCUAAAGCCUGCUCCCAGCACAGCUCCAUAUUCUUAAUAGUGAACGACAUCGUCAGGUCCAUGCUGGUGCAGGUGGAGGGGAACCAGACUCUGCUCUCUCUUAUCCACACCUUCACCCUCUGCUUCCUCAGGGAACUGGCAGCCCUGCAGCCUCAGGAGUGUGUGUCCUUGAAGGCCUUCUUCCCACACACACCCCAGAGCUUACUGGCCCCUCUGCUGACCCAUCCUUCAGAAAUGGCCCAGGAGGCGUGGCCAGAACACCUGGCCUGGAUCACUGCAUCACUACAGAGACUCACAGAGGAAGAAGAGGAAGGCAACAGGGGUCAGUGUGGAGUGUUUGAGGCCUGGUUCCUGCUGGUGCAGUGUGCUGACUGGUUGGAGGUGGCCAGCCAGCUACUGGUCUCAGCCAGACCCCAGGACUGUGGCCCCCUGCUGUGGCUCCUCACCUUCUAUCACCACCCUACCAACAGGGGGCACCACCGGACACAGCAGCUGGUGGCGGCCAGAGAAGUCUGGGAUCACCUGAGGUCACUCUUCCUGCUCUCGGCUCCUCCCCUUCCUGCUGACCAACUGCAGUCAUUGGCCGGGCUGAUGUCAGCCGUCCCCCAGCAGCCGUCCCUGGACUUGCUAUUGGUCGUCAGCCUCCUGGUCAACUUUGCAGUUUUCUCCCACAACCCCCUGAGUGGUGCCAGGGAGAUAGUCCGCAUGGUGGUGCAGCAGUCAGGGCUGGUCCGUGAGGCAGUGUGCGUUCUCGACACGGUUGAGCUCCGACUAAACAGAGAGAGAGCCUCCUCCAGCCUCACUGACAGAGUUAAGCUCAGGACCAGGGCUCUUCGGGGCACACUCACACACAUGGGUCGUUGUCCUGUUGGAAGGUGAACCUUCGCCCCAGUCGGAGGUCCAGCGCUCUGGAGCAAGUUUUCAUCAAGGAUCUCUCUGUACUUUGCUCCGUUCAUCUUUCCCUCAAUCCUGACUAGUCUCACAGUCCCUGCCACUGAAAAACAUCCCCACAGCAUGAUGCUGCCACCAUCAUGCUUCACCGUAGGGAUGGUGCCAGGUUUCCUCAAGAUGUGAUGCUUGGCAUUCAGGCCAAAGAGUUCAAUCUUGGUUUCAUCAAAUCAGAGAAUCUUGCUGUCAUGUGCCUUUUACUGAGUAGUGGCUUCUGUCUGGCCACUCUAUCAUGAAGCCCUGAUUAGUGGAGUGCUGCAAAGAUAGGAGAACCUUCCAGAAGGACAACCAUCUCCACAGAGGAACGACAGAGUGACCAUGGGGUUCUUUGUCACCUCUCUGACCAAGGCACUUCUCCUCCGAUUGCUCAGUUUGGCCAGGUGGCCAGCUCUAGGAAGAGUCUUGGUGGUUCCAAACUUCUUUCAUGUAAGAAGGAUGGAGGCCACUGUGUUCUUGGGGACCUUCAAUGCUGCAGACAUUUUUUGGGCACCCUUCCCCAGAUCUGUGCCUCGACACAAUCCUGUCUCGGGGCUCUACGGGCAAUUCCUUUGACCUCAUGGCUUAAUUUUUGCUCUGACAUGCACUGUCAACUGUGGGACCUUAUAUAGACAGGUGUGUGCCCUUCAAAAUCAUUUACAAUCAAUUGAAUUUACCACAAGUGGACUCCAAUCAAGUUGUAGAAAUAUCUCAAGGAUGAUCAAUGGAAACAGGAUGCACCUGAGCUCAAUUUCACAGUCUCAUAGCAAAGGGUCUGAAUAUUUAUGUAAAGAAGGUAUUUCUGUUUUUAUUUUUUUUAUAAAUUUGAAAAAAAAUCUAAACCUGUUUUUGCUUUGUGUGUUUUGCAUUUCCGAAUGCACUGUAUAUAGGGAAUGUGCUCUGGUCAAAAGUAGUGUACUAAAUAGAGAAUAGGGUGCCAUUUGGUAUGCAUCCGCUGGGGGUAUCAGUCAUGUGUGUUGUUGCGUAGCUCUUCAGGGCUGGAGGAUGAUGCCGAUGGCUGUCUGUCUGGUCGUGUGUUGGUAUGGGCUGGACUCCUGUUCCUGCUGAACUGAGCCAGUCAUUCAGUAGUACUGUUAUCAGCUCAGUAGGCACAGGAGGCACAGUCCUAGACUAGUCCUCGCUCUCUUCUUCAACAUUUUGUAAUGAAAUGUUGCCUUUGGUCUUUGUUGCUGAGACACGCCUGCAUCUCUGGGAGGCAAGCCUCUUUCAGUCUUCCAAUAUGAAUUGAGGGCCUAUAUUCGACCACAAUGCAACAGUACAUCUCACUAAAAGCGGUUAAGUAAGAACAGGUGGCCGCAAUUCUAACAUGGCUCAGAGUUCCAUUCAUGCAUUCAGCUCCAUAUUAAAACACCAAUAGCAAGUCAGAGGUGCUGGAGCCUAGCUGGGAAAACAGUUAGUCCCACGCCAGGAAUAUGGCACCUCACAGUAAGCUUAUAAAAAUAGAAAAAAGUGAGGUUUACUUAGGAUAUUAAAGUGAACAAAUGUAGGUUUACUUCUGGCAUUAGAGUGAAAAUGUCUUUUCUAUACAUUUUCAUCGUGCUUUGAUGUGCAAGCCCAUUUCCCUUCCAUUAGGCUGUAAUAAAUCAGGCUUUAGAUAUCGUCUCCGAUGGUAAUUCCUCUCUUUUAGAAGCCUUUGAUAGUCAUUACUCUUGUAACAGGCCCUAAAUAUAGCAUUUUCCAGUCAGGCUCCACAUGGACCUAAUUUCUAAUUCACACAUCUGUCCUCGCUUACAGCGGCCAUUUUGUUAGAGAAAGAAAAGACCAUAGGGCUAUACCAGCUCUCCUACUGCUUCCCAUCCCGCCACUGACCACACCACAAUUACCUUUCCAGUCCAGUAUGUUCAUUCUGAUCCAUUGGUCGGGAUGCAAUCAAAAGUGCGUUACAGAGCAGCACAAAGCAGUGGCCACAAUGCGCUUUUUGAAGGCAAUUUCCCUGACAUUUUGCCGAUGUCAGCUCAUGCGUAAUCACCUUUUUUUUUUUUUUUUUAAAGUCAAGUGCAAUGCUCUUGGCGGAAACGCGCCUUUGAUUGACUCCGGGGCCAUUGAUUAGUUACGGUCUGAGUUUGUUCAACAGUUCAACGUCGACAGAUUUAUUUCCGUUUCCAUACGCUCAAAGAUGAGAUGGCGUUGAGCGAUCGGGUAGUUAUAGCAAAUAUAGCAAACUUAUAGCAAAGAUCCACCAUAGAUACUGCUGUACCGAAUUGAACUUGGACAUGUCUGUUAGUGCUGCUGAAGUUUGAAAAUAAGAGGACAACGAAAAGGAGGAGGGUAAGGAAGUGGAAGAAGACGGUCCUCCAGGGCCCAUUGUCAAAGUGGCUCACUGAGCACUGAGCAGCAGCAUUAGCAAUGCCUGUCUUCCUCAUUUUCAUUAGCACUGUCUCCUGUGUCCCACAUCCCUCCCCAUCACCAUCAGUCCACCCGGAGAGAGCGAGCGAGCUCACGAAGGAGAGAGAAAAUAGAGAGGAUGACGAGAGAAACUGAGAAAAGGGAGGGGAGAGAGAAUAGAGAGAGGGUGACGAGAGCGACGGGGACCGAAUGGGCAGGAGAGCAUUACGCUAGGCUUAUUAGUAACUGCAGCACAUCAAACUUAGGAGACUCAAAGUUUGAAUUCCCACGGAGCACGCACACUCCCUCACUACUGACUCCCUACUGUACAUCUCCACUCCAGCGUAGGGUAUCUUCAGACAUGCAGAGACAGGAAUUUAUCUUGCAUGCGAAACUGUUCAUAUGGUUUACACAUUGGGGGAGGAGGGAAAUAGUGUCAACUUAUCCUCUCAUUCCACCUCUCUCCAUUGUUCUCUCUUUCUUUGUCGGAUUCUGUGCGUCAUUCUCUCCUUAGGUGCAGAACUUAGCCACUGUGAACAAAGGAGAUCAAUCACUGUUCACCAAUCAGCUAAGCUCUGUACCUGGUGGGAGAGAGGUCACUGCCUGACUGGUGGACACAGACACACAAUGCACAGGGCUGCACAUGGACACCCACAUAGACACACACGAUCCAAAAGUUUGCCCCUCUCCCCUACACGGGGCCUCUCAUCAUCACCCACACAAACACACCCUGUCAGAUCAUCAUGUCUUAUUUGACUUUAUUAUUGCAAGCGGCUGAGCGGUGGAGCCUCCGGUUGUCAUGGCAGCCGGCAGGGUCUGGCCUGGGUGGUAAUCCCUGGCAAUGUGAUUUUAUCUUAAGUCACAAAUCAGCACGCCAGGAACCCUCCCAGAGCAGACAUGAAAGACCAGGAUACUCUCUCUCUCUUUCCUCCCAUUCUCUCUCUUUUCUUCUCUUUAUCCCUAGCUCAGUUGUGCCAGGAACCCUCAGAAUCCUGACAUUAAAGGCGAGACCUGUCAAUCCUCGCUCUCCCUUUCUCUCACACCGUCUCUCCCUUUUCCCCCCCAGCGUCAUCACACCAGGAACCAUUACAGCCUAGACAUGAAAGGCCAAACCGGUGGCGUUCUCUCUCUCACUCUCCCUCUCCUAUCCUCCUCUACCAUUCGCUCCGCUCCGCUACACCGGCGAUAUGCCCCUUAGUAAGCGGAUCAGGCGGUAUUCCACAGGCAUGUACAGGCUGAAGAGAAGGAAAGAGAGAGAGGGUGAGAAGGAAGGAAAGCUUGGACUGGCCGUCUUGUCAUUGACGGACAGGGAGACAUGUUAUUGUGGACAGUGACAGAGAGCCACUGUGACAGGAGGCUGACGGACUGUGGCCCCAGCAGAGUGUGCGUGCGCGCGUGUAAAGUGAUUUGUCAGAGUAGACAGACAGAGCGCUCGCCUGGAAAACCUUUCUCCUCCCCUCUGCACACACAUAAAGCUGUCCUCUGUGUUUGUGUGGCUGAAAGCACCCUUCACGUCUUGCUCUUGCUUGGCCACGGCCUGAUAAAGGAUUUAUCUAUCUGUGUGGUGAGGCCUGUAUGUCUCUGCUUGAUCUAGACAAGUAUUUAGCAGCACCUCCGAAAAGAACCGCCUUCUCAUAUAUAAAGUGCAUUCGGAAAGUAUUCAGACCCCUUGACUUUUCCCACAUUUUGUUACGUUACAGCCUUAUUCUAAAAUGUAUCAAAUUGUUUUUUUCCUCACCAAUCUACACACAAUACCCCAUAAUGACAAAGCAAAAACAGGUUUUUAGAUUUUUUUAAACAAAUGUAUUAAAAAUUAAAACAUAUACCUUAUUUACAUAUUCAGACCCUUUGCUAUGAGACUCCAAAUUGAGCUCAGGUGCAUCCUGUUUCCAUUGAUCAUCCUUGAGAUGUUUCUAAAACUUAAUUGAAUUUACCACAGGUGGACUCCAAUCGAUUGGACAUGACUUGAAGUGGGCUAGGUAGCCUGAAUGGCCCGUGCUUUCUUAGGACAAGUUCUAGUGUUCCUACUGUACUCCUUUAAAGAGACCAGUCCUCACUCCUUCUCGGUCUGAAUCAUAAAUCUCUUCUAUUCUCCUCGAUGGGAGGGAAGAAACAAAUAAAACCCUUGCUGUUAUGAGAAGCCGGACACCGCCUUCCCUCCCAGUGGGUGACAAUGCAGUUACAAACACACACACACACACAGAGGAAUUUCAGGGUAAACACAGUAAAAAGCUGCACAGGGCUAACUGGAAACACAGUCCUCUCUCUCUCUCCUUCUCUACUGUCCGUUUGUUUGAGGAACACAUUCCCAAAUUCCUGCCCUGACAAACACAUCCUGACGGCGCUCCUGAGAAACCACAGAAAAGGCAGCGUUCUGAGCUCUCUCCUCUCUCUCUCUCUCACACACACACACACACACACACACACACACACACACACACACACACACACACACACACACACAGAGAGAGCUCAAGGAGGAAUGUGUGAGAGAGGUGGCCAAGUCACUACACCCCAAAGAGUGCUUUUACAGUAGCACUCCGAAACAAGACCCAGUACACCCAUCUAAACGUGGCAGAGGAGCUAGAGAAAACAUAGCACUGAAGAGGACGUAUAUGUCUGCCCACUAUCUACUAUACUGAGGCUAGCGAUAAUACAAAAUAGUUUCAGAGCAAUAUGAUCCCACUUUAACCAGGGCAUAAUCAACAAGGGACCAUUAUCACUUUUAACAUAAUCAUGUUCAGAAACAAAUGGUACCUAUGAUUAUGAGACGGCACAGCUGGGGGGGGUCAGUACCUU